ACCUACGACAACGCCCUGCAUCUCCUCUCCCUCCUUCAAUCCAACAAGACCGUCAUCAACCUCUUCGCGGCCUCGCCCAACAGCCAUGACAUCAACGCAUCCGCCAUCCCCGAGAUGAAAGCGUGGCUCUCCCGCGCCGGCUACACAACAGCAGACCUCGCAAGGCUCCGCUGUAUCCACGUGGCCGGCACAAAGGGCAAAGGCUCUGUCUGCGCCUUCACGACGUCCAUCCUGCGACAGCACCCGACCGUUGCCGGUAGAGUCGGCACCUACACCAGCCCGCACUUGGUGUCUGUUCGCGAGAGGAUAUGUCUUGACGGGCAGGCCAUCGCGAGGGACAAGUUCGUCGCGUACUUCUAUGAGUUGUGGAACAAGCUCUCGGAUGCGGCGAGGGCGGAGGGGGUCGUUGUUCCCGAGGAGGAGGACUCUGAUGGACUGGGCGUGGACGGGCCGUCGACGAAGCCGUUUUACUUCCGCUUUUUGACUUUAUUGGCCUUUCAUGCCUUCCUGCGUGAGGGCGUGAGGUCUGCUGUGAUCGAGUGUGGUAUCGGUGGCGAGUAUGAUUCCACCAACGUCUUGCCGCCGGAUGCCGUGACAGUGUCGGCGGUCACGCAGUUGGGUAUCGAUCAUGUCAAUAUGCUCGGUGACACGGUCCAGAAGAUUGCAUGGCACAAGGCCGGGAUCUUCAAGAAACAUGUGCCUGCGUAUACCUACCAGGUCAUGAAACCUGAGGAUGGGGACCCGAGCGUGUUGGAGGUUAUGGAAAAGAGGUCGGUGGAGAGGGAGACAGCCCUCGCCGUGCUUGACCCCAGCAGCGUCGAAGAAUGGAAAGGCGUGCCUGACGCGAACCUGGAGGGAUCCUUUCAAAAGGCGAAUAUGUUGCUGGCCACAGCUAUAGCGAGACGACACCUGCAGGCACUGGGUCACAAGUUUGACGCUGGGUCUUUUGAGAAUGGCGGCCAAUCGUUACCUAGGGACUUCCAGCACAUACCAGACUCUAUCAUUACCGGCCUACGUACCGCCACAGUUCGUGGCCGCUGCGAGACGGUCGUGCAGGACAACAUCUCAUGGUAUCUAGACGGAGCACACACCGAAGACAGUCUCGUACAAGUCGGAAAGUGGUUCGCUGGCAAGAUGUCCGACGAGAAGUCGAUCCGAGUCCUCAUAUUCAACCAACAGGACCGCGAUUCCACCAAGCUCCUGCAGACUCUCCUCAAUACGCUG
This is a messenger RNA of Cryphonectria parasitica EP155, 1224 nucleotides long. Its product is annotated as Mur ligase. NCBI's taxonomy places the organism in Eukaryota, Fungi, Ascomycota, Sordariomycetes, Diaporthales, Cryphonectriaceae. The record is from RefSeq and is a predicted model, not a curated record. The annotation marks the transcript as partial. The transcript has a single exon. Gene Ontology annotation, cellular component: cytosol; mitochondrion; cytoplasm. Gene Ontology annotation, biological process: tetrahydrofolylpolyglutamate biosynthetic process. Gene Ontology annotation, molecular function: tetrahydrofolylpolyglutamate synthase activity; ATP binding.